Molecule: messenger RNA, 1341 nt
Organism: Myxocyprinus asiaticus (Chinese sucker)
Lineage: Eukaryota; Metazoa; Chordata; Actinopteri; Cypriniformes; Catostomidae
Product: glycerol-3-phosphate phosphatase-like
Exons: 2
Coding region: 196-1116 (306 amino acids)
Cellular component (GO): cytoplasm
Molecular function (GO): sn-glycerol 3-phosphatase activity
Source: RefSeq, a predicted model, not a curated record
UUGUCAUUAAAAAACGAACGAAUCGCCGUCCCGUUUAAUUGCCGCAACUAGUAAUUUCCAGUUCUGUCAUUCUCUGUUUUCUGACCUAAGCUGAUCACCGUGUAGUCCGCAGGCUAAACGUCGAUAGGUGAAGAGCAAAUGUUAUUUUAGGACGGGCCAAGGACAAGAAGAGCUGUCAGGACGAGAAUAACUUCAAUGGCUGCAUCUAAAUGUACACGACUCACCGGUGCCUUGACCAGACAGUUACUGGACUCCGUGGACAGUGUGUUGUUCGACUGUGACGGCGUGAUAUGGAGAGGGGAUCAGGCCGUUCCUGGAGCCCCGGAGGUCAUCAACUCAUUGAAGAAACGUGGGAAGCGGGUGUUUUUCGUCACGAACAACAGCACUAAAACACGAAAAAUGUACGCCGAUAAAUUAGGCAAGCUCGGUUUCAACGCCACCGAGGACGAGGUGUUCGGUACGGCGUACUGCUCAGCGAUGUACCUCAAAAACGUAUGCAAAGUCGAAGGGAAAGUUUAUUUAAUUGGGAGCAAUGCAAUGAGGCAAGAACUUGAGACGGUGGGGAUCCGGCCAGUUGGUGUGGGCCCUGAUCCCAUCUCAGGGGUCCAGUUUGACUGGGCGAAUGUCCCUCUAGAUCAGGAGGUCCAAGCUGUGCUGGUCGGAUUUGACGAACAUUUCAGUUACAUGAAGCUAAACCGAGCUCUGCAGUACCUGUGUGAUCCUGACUGUCAGUUCGUGGGGACCAACACAGACACGAGGCUGCCUCUGGAGGAUGGCAAAGCGGUCCCGGGAACAGGAUGCCUGCUAAAGGCGGUGGAGACAGCUGCACAGCGUCAGGCUCAAGUGGUGGGAAAGCCCAGCAACUUCAUGUUCGAGUGUGUGGCCAGUAAGUUUGGUCUAGAUCCAGAGAGGUGUCUAAUGGUAGGAGAUAGGCUGGACACUGACAUUAUGCUAGGCUCGAACUGUGGCCUGAAGACCCUGCUGACCCUUACGGGAGUUUCAACUGUUGCGGAUGCAGAGGCAAACCAGAAGAGCGAAUGCCCACAUCGUCAGCGAAUGGUGCCUGACUAUUAUAUAGACAGCAUUGGUGAUAUUUUACCUGAACUACAGGCAUAGACGUCAGUUUACUUGGGAUCUGGCCACUUAAGAAGAGAAUAUUUAAGGGUGUCCUAUGGAACAAAACAACCUAUUUUAACAUUACAGUUGAGAAUUUUAUUUAACUAUUAGAGUUAAUUUUUUUACAAAUUGAUGCAAUGCUAUUUUCUCAUUCUAAUCUCUUUGCUUACUGUUAUUUGUAAUCAUUGUGACUCCAUACACUCAAAAUAUAUAUAUAUAUAUUAG